GCCUCCUUUUCCACACCCUCCAUCCCGCUCUCUCCCUUCUCUUUUACUCUUUUCCCUCUCGCUAUCUCUGAACUUCUUCGAGGGUGUAGUUUUUCCUUUUCAGGCAAACCUCGUUUUCUUAGGCGGAGAAUGGCGGUGGAUACUCUGCACCUGCGUAAGGAGGGCAUCGCCGGCGUUCAGAAGGAGCCCGUGGCAGUUGUGCCGGUUAAGGAGACUCAUUUCAGAGGCGUGCGUAAGCGUCCGUGGGGAAGGUUCGCUGCGGAGAUACGCGAUCCGUGGAAGAAGACUAGGAAAUGGCUGGGAACCUUCGACACCGCGGAGGAGGCGGCCAGAGCUUAUGACGAGGCCGCCAGGAAUCUCCGAGGGCCGAAGGCUAAGACUAACUUUGGCUGCGGAGGUGUCGCCACCUCUGCUGCUUCUUCCACUACGUUCCAGAAGCAUCUUCAGCAGUGGCGGAGUGCCUAUGUCGCCUCCGGUGAACGGAAUGUGUUUCAUCAGGCCGGAGGUCCGGCGGGGAUGCCGUCGGUUUCGGAAUUUCCCGGUUAUAAGUUUGAGGCUGUGGAGGUGUUGAUGAGGAGCGAACAGGAAAAGAAGGCAAUAAAAGAGGAGAAGAAGCCUUUGUCCUUCGAUCUCAACCUCCCACCCCCUCUCUUCUGAUCUGACGGCUUUAAUUUGGUCUGUGGAGAGAUUUUAACGUGUUACCGCCGGGAAAGGUCUCAUUGUCGUCGAAGAUUCCGGCACCGUCUUUUUUACAGCUUUUGACCUUUGUUGUUUCAUCUUUCGCCCUCCGGGAUUUGGAUCUAAUUUCCUUUUUAUGUACAGAUGAAGGAAUCUUGAUAUGCGAUCAGAGGAAGCAAGAAAAAUUUUAACCGAAGAUCUUUGCGUUUGUAGUUGUGCAUUUCUGCUACUUGUUACUUUCUAACGUCUCUAACCACACUCGAUCGAUGUUCUCUGACUCGUUUGUCCACGAAAGUCAUGUACAGUGGCGUCUAAUUGUAGUAGUACCUUCACUGAUGGUUGGUCUGAACGAUCCCUCGUCGGUUCGGUCAUGGACGAGUCGA
Messenger RNA from Nelumbo nucifera (sacred lotus), 1061 nucleotides. Lineage: Eukaryota; Viridiplantae; Streptophyta; Magnoliopsida; Proteales; Nelumbonaceae. The record is from RefSeq and is a predicted model, not a curated record.